Messenger RNA from Brugia malayi, 2358 nucleotides. RefSeq lists its product as hypothetical. The transcript is spliced from 17 exons. The coding region runs from base 1 to 2358 and encodes 785 amino acids. The record is from RefSeq and is a predicted model, not a curated record. NCBI's taxonomy places the organism in Eukaryota, Metazoa, Nematoda, Chromadorea, Rhabditida, Onchocercidae.
AUGGAUUUCUUGCCAACGAUCGAAGAUCCACGUCAUACGCCUGGAAAGCGACACGGUUACGCAAAGGAACAAUUAUCACCUCACGCACUCACGAACAAUAAUCAAAAAUCUCUACUUAACAGUUUUAUCACUACUCCACCGGUUUCUAAGCCACCAAAUCACUUUAUCAGUAAUACUAACAAAUUUUAUCUGACUAAGCAACAAAAUCAGGAACGUAACAGUUACACGUCAUCUUACCCAAUCCGGAAAUCUGCAUUCUUGGUAUACAGCAAUUCUUCGAAUCAGAAAGCACCAGAAAUGCAGAUAGAUCCACCAACUAUCAUCGGCAAUCCAUUAAUUACUCGUAAUGAUAUCCUAAAGCCAAAGCCAAGAUAUGCUACAUCUGUUAGCCAAGUUUAUAACAAAGACUCAAUAAAACUUGGCAGUGCACAAUAUUCCGAUAAUAGCAAUAGUACUGGAAAACAAAUAAUAGGAGUAGACCUAGUCACUAACAGACAGGAAGGAUUACAACAACAGUCAAUGCAAAUGGCUUGCUUUGAAUUGAAAUCCAGAGAAGUACCAAUUAUAUCAGAAAAGAAAAUGGAUGAUAUGCCGCGAUUGAAAAAUUUUAAAAAUAUCUUGAAUAAAUUCCAGAUAGCAAGUGAUUAUGCAUUACGACAAAAGCAGCAACGAGAACAAAAUCGAUAUAAUAGCAGCGAUGAUCGAUCGGAUCAAGAAUUUAACAGUUCAGAUUGGGAGCAAUCAUCUGAGCAUGCAUAUUCCGAGCAGAAUUACAAGUUGGCAAAGAAUAAACAAAGGCAUUUACGACCAUUUACGGUAUCUGCUGGGAAAAACAUUCGUAGCAGUUUACCGAAACAAUGGCUUACGCGGGUAAAUGAUACGUACGUGAACGUAGAAAGACGCUCAGCAGCAAUGUCUGGCAUGUCAUCUGUGCCACCAUCACCGCCAAUGUCAUCUCAUAAGCCACGAAAUAGAACCAACAGUCUAAGAAUAAUAAGUAUGAAACAACGAGGAUUUUUCAAUAAUAAUUCCUACCGGAAUGAGCAAAUGACAUGUCAACUUCACAAUGUGAACGAUCCUAGGCCAAUUACAGAAAAUGAGACAAGAAUAAGCCCAGCUGGCACACCAUCAUCCUCUUCUCACGGUUGCAUUAUCCAAUGUAUCUCAACGGAUAGCUACAAGAGAGUGAUACCAGUGGCGCAGAUGUCGUCACCUUCCCCAUCAUUACCGCCAUCAAAAUCGCAAAGUAUUAGCAGUGAAACGGAAGACGAUGAUGAUUCGGCAUCUGUUAUCGGACUCUAUAAACAGAUGACUUCAAAUCAUCUUGAAAUAUUGCAAUAUGCUUCAACUCAUGUGAACAAAUUUUUCGUAAAUCGUAAUUUAAUGGUACCAAAAGUGAAUUUACAAAAAUUGCAAUUGAGUGAUUUAAUUUUCGAAUCAAUGAUGCCAGUCUUCUCGAAAUGUUAUACACACUUUUUCAAUGCAUUUUUACCGCAUGAUGGCUUCCUGAGUUCAGCAAUCAAUGUGAUAGCUGAGCCUUCUUUAUUCAUCCAUUCAAAUCCAAUAAAGUCUGACCUUACAGUUGGAAACAUAUGGAACCCGCCGAUACUUGUCGAGAUUAGAGCAAAACAAGAUGAGGAGAAACGUAUACUUCGACAUAUUCUGGGAUAUCGGAAUAGCCAAAAAUAUCGUUUCCUAAUUAUUCCACGAUAUAAUUUGCUAACAUUCAAAUCAUUUGCUGCGAAUCAUCAAAAUGAUGUCAGUGAAGAAUACGAAUUGAAGAUAUGCUUCAUCUUAUUACAACUUAUCUAUGCAUUGAAAUCUUUUCAGUUGAACGGUAUUGAAGCGAUUAACGAUGAUUUAAGUGAAUUCAUCCUGCUGUGCAGAUAUACUCGAAUUAAUCAAAAGAUUGGCAACAUGGAUCAUCUACCAAGAGUUUUGCUACUUCAAGAGACAUUUAGAAUGACGAAAAAGCCUACCAUAGGAUUAUGUGACUACUGUCUCAAAAUACUUGCAACGAUGUUGAACCUAAACAAUAAUUCUCUAACAAGUUUUACAUACCCCAUCCAGGAAUGCGCUAAAGCAUUGCAACAAGACAAAUCUAGUUCGUUGACAGAGGCAAAAAACGCACUAGAACUUGGGAUUUUCGUUGGCCACGAUGCUUCUUCAUUCAAUGAUGAAGAAGACGCACAAGCUUGGAUUGAUUCAAAACGAGCCGACUUUGUUAAUUACCUGUUCCGUGAAGUCGCUGACGGUUCCUGCUUAGUAAACGAAGUAUACGAACAGUUGCGUCUGCAGUUCCUUCUCUCAAUCACACCACAAACGCUGUUGAAAAUGGUCGGAAAUAUGUACUUAUAA